This is a messenger RNA of Triticum aestivum (bread wheat), 961 nucleotides long. Its product is annotated as protein ASPARTIC PROTEASE IN GUARD CELL 2-like. The record is from RefSeq and is a predicted model, not a curated record. NCBI's taxonomy places the organism in Eukaryota, Viridiplantae, Streptophyta, Magnoliopsida, Poales, Poaceae. The transcript is spliced from 2 exons. Bases 16 to 696 code for a protein of 226 amino acids. Gene Ontology annotation, cellular component: extracellular region.
ACGAGGCCCACCGCCAUGCCAGUACCCCUCUCACUCCCACUAUAUGCGUGCAGUCCCGGAGGUGGUCCCUCUGCCGCCGGCGCCGUCCUCAGCCUCGGCAGAUCAGGCACCCUGGCACGCACAGUCGGGGCUUUCUCCUACGAGCUCUCCGACGGACAGGGCGACGCCAUCUGGCUGGGCGCCCAGAGGGCGCGGCGAGUCCAAGGCGGCAAACCCACUCCGCUCAUCUCCAACCCCCUGUUCCCCAACCGCUACUACGUGCAGAUCGCCAGCAUACUGGUCGGCAACCAGCCGCUCCAGAUCCCGCGGGGAGCGCUCGACAUCCAGCAAUACGGCCGCGGCGGGGUUUACCUGAGCACAACCAUGCCGGUCGGCAUGUACCUCAACGGAGAGGUGUACGACCUCCUCAAGGCGGCGCUGCAGGCGCCUGGUGCCACUGCCAACGGCCUGUGCUACUCGGCGGACGCGAAGGUACCGCUUCCCACCAUCACUCUCGAGUUCGCCGGCGAUGCCGUCAUGGCGCUGCGGCCAGGGAGCUCCGUCUGGAAGACGCGGGCGGAUGGGGCGCGGUGCCUGUCUGUCUUGCCGUCAAGCACCGGCGAGACCAUCGUGGGUACCAGGGCCCAGAUGGGGAGGCUUAUGACCUACGAGCUCGCGACUGGCAACGCCUUCGGUUUCGGUACAGUCACAUUUUAAGCUGAAAAGGGGUCUUGCGAAUAAGUGUGCCGCAUUGUCUUGUUUGCGUGCUCUGUUGUCAUGUUUGUGUGCAAAACUCAGCUGUGUUGGGUGGUGUGUUGAGCGUUUUGUAACCGUGUCCAGGGGGAUUGAUAUGGAGGGAAUGGAACUGAGAAAGUUAGGUGGUGUGAUUAUUAACUCAGUUUGCUGUUUGCCAGAGCACCUCCAAUACAUGAUGGAGAUGUAUAAAUAACCGUUUUUUAUAUCAUGAAGAUGUAAUUUUUUU